Molecule: messenger RNA, 1035 nt
Organism: Humulus lupulus (European hop)
Lineage: Eukaryota; Viridiplantae; Streptophyta; Magnoliopsida; Rosales; Cannabaceae
Product: thaumatin-like protein 1
Exons: 1
Coding region: 43-783 (246 amino acids)
Biological process (GO): defense response
Cellular component (GO): extracellular region
Source: RefSeq, a predicted model, not a curated record
UUAUGACACAAAUUCACACCAUACUCCAAAAGCAUAAUCAAAAUGCUAUCCUUAGCCAACUUCUCACUCUCCUUCCUCUUCAUCCUCUUCACUCAAUUCUCUAUCCAUACCCGCGCUGCCACCUUCGACAUCCGCAAUGACUGUCCAUACACCGUUUGGGCCGCUGCCAGCCCCGGCGGUGGCCGCCGCCUAGACCCGGGCCAGGCAUGGAACCUAUGGGUGGCGCCAGGGACAGCCAUGGCACGUAUUUGGGGCCGCACCAAUUGCAACUUCGACGGCAGCGGCCGAGGCCGGUGCCAAACCGGUGACUGUGGGAGCUUAGAGUGUAAAGGGUGGGGUGUCCCUCCCAACACAUUGGCCGAAUACGCUCUCAACCAGUUUGGUAACAUGGAUUUCAUUGACAUUUCAGUAAUCGAUGGCUUCAACAUUCCCAUGGAAUUUAGCCCCACUAGUGGCGCGUGUAGGGGAAUUCGGUGCACCGCUGACAUCAACGGUCAAUGCCCUAAUGAGCUGAGAACCCCAGGAGGUUGCCACAACCCUUGUACGGUUUUUAAGACCAAUGAAUAUUGUUGCAACAAUGGGCGAGGGUCAUGUGGACCCACCAACUUUUCUAAGUUCUUCAAGACUAGGUGUCCCGAUGCUUAUAGUUAUCCACAAGAUGAUCCCACUAGUACUUUCACUUGCCCUGGUGGAACGAACUAUAGGGUUGUGUUUUGCCCUAGAGGGUCUUCUCAUAAUUUUCCUUUGGAAAUGGUUGAUGGCAAUAUGAGUGAGAAGAAGUAAUAAGUUUAUAAGUAAGAUAUAUCUUUUUCGUACGGCUAUUUUUAUAUAUAUAAAUAGCCAUGUGUUCGGUAAAGAUAUAUGUUUGUAACUUGCUUAUUGGGUUUUGUUGUGGUUCUGCUUUUACAGAUCCUUGUUUUGGCUAUACGUAUAAGGACGUAUAGUACUAGUAACUACUCUUGUUGUUGUACUUCGUUGUACCAGCAUGAAAUGCAUAAAAGAAUUAAUAAAAGCUUUUUGUUUGCUUUACUAGUA